AUGCCGCCCAGCAAGGCACCAAACAACAACGGCAAGAAGCCCGCCGGCAACGACGUUCAGAAAAACAAGGACGUCGAGAUGACGGACAGCACAAAGUCUAAGGGCAAGAAGCCUGCCAAGGACGGUGAUGAGGAGAUGACAGUUGUUGUUCCUCCUUCCAAGUCGAAAAAGUCUGACAAGGCUGAUGCCGAAGGCGACGUGUCAAUGGGCGAGGAGGAAGAAGAGGAGGAGGUCGACCCUGUUGUGCAGACCAUCGCAGAUAUCAAGAGCAACUUUGCUUUGAUAGACCGUGCCGUGGCCCACUUCGAUGCCAGAUUCUCCCUCCGCGCCCUGAGAUCUAUCUCCAUUAUUCGCAAGCGUUUGACCCCCGAUAUUAUUGCCCAGGUCAUAUCCGAGGCUUUCCCUGCUACCGCCAACUCAAGUGCUGUCGUCAAGCCACUUCUAGCUGCCAUUGAGCGCGAGGAUGUUACCCUUGGCCGACAGAGUGGUUCAGAGAUGGAAAUCGACGAUGCCAAGACAUCUGGAAAGAACGGUUCCAAGAAGGAGGCAAAGGACCUCAUUCCUGAGGUCGAUAUCUUCCUCGGCAUCCUCGUCCAGGUCUACCUGUUCGACUCAAAGCAGUUCCAGCGUGGAGCUGACUUCUCCAAGUACCUUUCGGACAGAGUGCAGUCUCUCAACCGCCGCACACUGGACUCUUUGUCCGCCAAGGUCUACUUCUACUACUCCAUCUUCUGCGAGCAGAUCGCCCCUCUCCCUCCGUCUCCCCAAUCUCCCGUGGUCGCCAUUCGACCAACUCUCCUCGCCGCCCUUCGAACCGCCGUGCUACGCAAGGAUGUCGACACACAAGCCUCGGUCAUCGUUCUUUUACUGCGAAACUAUCUCUCGACUUCGCACAUUAACCAGGCUGAUCUCCUGGUCUCUCACACUCAGUUCCCUGAAAACGCUGUCAACAACCAGGUAGCACGUUUCCUUUACUACCUUGGUCGUAUCCGCGCUGUCCAGCUGCGAUAUACUGAGGCCCAUGAGCAUCUCACUGCUGCCACCCGAAAGGCUCCAUCUAGUAGCUGCGCCCUUGGCUUUGCCCAGACUGCAACCAAACUCCUUUACGUUGUGGAGCUGUUGAUGGGUGACAUUCCUGACCGAGCCAUGUUCCGUCAGCCAACAAUGGAGGCUGCUCUCCAGCCUUACUUCUUGUUGGUCAAGUCAGUCAGAGUUGGUAACCUCGAGGACUUCGAGACAGCGAUUGCUGAUCAUGCCGAUACCUUCCGACGGGAUGGCACAUACAGCCUUAUCCUGCGUCUACGUCAAAACGUUAUCAAGACGGGUAUCCGCAUGAUGUCUUUGUCUUACUCUCGUAUCUCUCUUCGGGAUAUCUGCAUUCGUCUCCAGCUUGGUAGCGAGGAGUCGGCGGAGUACAUUGUUGCCAAGGCUAUUCGCGACGGUGUGAUUGAGGCUACUCUUGACCGUGAAAGGGGUUUCAUGAAGAGCAAGGAGGUUGGCGAUGUGUAUGCUACGCGUGAGCCUGGUGAGGCUUUCCACGACCGAAUUCGAGCUUGUCUAGCUCUCCACGACGAGAGUGUUAAGGCCAUGCGAUUCCCCAUGAACCAACAUCGUCUCGAGCUCAAGAAUGCCCAGGAGGCUCGAGAGCGUGAGCGUGAGAUGGCCAAGGAAAUACAGGAGGGCGAUUUGGACGAGGAUGACCUCGGCGGAGAAUUUGAUGGCAUCUAA
Fusarium venenatum is the source of this 1728-nucleotide messenger RNA. RefSeq names its product proteasome regulatory subunit C-terminal-domain-containing protein. NCBI's taxonomy places the organism in Eukaryota, Fungi, Ascomycota, Sordariomycetes, Hypocreales, Nectriaceae. Gene Ontology annotation, molecular function: enzyme regulator activity. The record is from RefSeq and is a predicted model, not a curated record. Gene Ontology annotation, biological process: regulation of protein catabolic process; ubiquitin-dependent protein catabolic process. Gene Ontology annotation, cellular component: proteasome regulatory particle, lid subcomplex; proteasome complex.